This is a messenger RNA of Nerophis ophidion (straightnose pipefish), 5469 nucleotides long. It is a transcript of the gene gtf2ird1, whose product is annotated as GTF2I repeat domain containing 1. Gene Ontology annotation, molecular function: DNA-binding transcription factor activity. The transcript has 27 exons. Gene Ontology annotation, cellular component: nucleus. Lineage: Eukaryota; Metazoa; Chordata; Actinopteri; Syngnathiformes; Syngnathidae. The coding region runs from base 412 to 3399 and encodes 995 amino acids. The record is from RefSeq and is a predicted model, not a curated record.
CCCCAAAAAACCUUGUGAUUCCCCCCUGCGUGAUAAACAACACGCUACUCCCUGAGGAUUUUUUCUUUCUUUUUCUGCAGCUGCAGAGGUUGCUGCUUUAACGUAAUCCUGCAUGUAAAUGUCAGCCAAUGGAGUGUGGCGUUGAGUUGGGCUGGGAUUAGCAGGAGGCGAAUGAGUUUCAAUUUUACUGGAUUACAGAACAAAGAACGAAGGGGGAAAGGGACACCCUGGCUCGGUUAAAGCGAGGAAAGAAGAGCGAGAAGGAGAAGAAGGUUUCUUUUCCAACACGGCCGGGAUUAUGUGUUUUGUGGGGCGUCGUCGUAGAUGCGGGAGUCUUUUGUGAUGGAUUAAAGACAACAACAUAUUCCCGGAUUGACAGCAACGAGGCUAUUUAAUCGCUAAUUACGAGGCAUGGCUCAGAUGAGGAAGCUGCCAUGUGAAGGUGUCAGGACAAUCUCCCGAUGUGAGCCCCAGGCUCCUCUGGUGUCGGCCAGGCAGGAGAUCCUCACCAGCCUGGUGUCUGCCCUCGACUCUGUGUGCAUGGCCAUGUCCAAGCUGAACGCCGAGGUGGCGUGCGUCACCGUCCACGAAGACAGCGUGAUUGCCGUCGGCACGGACAGGGGCCGAAUUUUCCUGAACUCCAGGAGAGAGAUCCAGACGGACUUCUACAAGUUUUGCCGAGCGCCAAGCCUGCCAAUUGUGACCACGCCCGCCAAUACCAAAGAUCAGGAAGUUGAUCUGAGCAAAGCCAGCAAGGACGCGGAGCACGGGAAAGCCAGAGCACUUCCGGAUGCCCCGUCCAACGUCUUUGUUCUGAGGAAGAUGGUGGAGGAAGUCUUCACUGUGCUCUACAGCGAAGCCGUGGGAAAGACUUCCCUGAUCCCCGUGCCUUAUGAGUGGAUCCAGAAGGAUCCCAGCUGCCUUGUUGUUAAUGGUCUACCGGAGGGAAUCUCCUUGAAAAAACCCUCCGAGUACGACACCAAGACCUUGAUGAAGAUUCUGGAACAAAGCCACCGCAUUCACUUCACGGUCAAAAGGCCAAUGGAUGACUUGUCUCGAGAAACCAAGUCCACAAAUGCAGAAAGUAACCACAACUCUUCCGGCGACAGCAUGUCGACGGUGAAGACUACUGGCCAGGUAGUCACACCAUCAAGUCCUGCCACUUCCGCCAACUCUGUUCUCUCAAACUUCCUGUACGGCAUGCCCAUGUCCUCCAAACCCCACCCAGAUGGCAAGCUGGACUUCAAGCCCACGUCCCUCCUUGGCCUGGGCAAGGACCGCCUGGCCCACUGGAUAGACAAGAACACAUGUGGGAAAGAUACCGCUAGCAAUGAUGACUCAACAAGACUACCUGGUGAACAGGGUCAGACCCCUGCGAGUGUCCACAUAUCCAAGAGGCUACUCUUCUCCAUAGUGCAUGAAAAAUCAGAAAAAUGGGACUCGUUCAUCCGGGAAACAGAAGAUAUUAACACGCUAAGGGAAUGUGUCCAGAUCUUGUUCAACAGCAGAUACGCCGAGGCCCUGGGUCUCGAUCACAUGGUGCCUGUCCCGUACCGCAAGAUAGCCUGCGACCCCGGCGCCGUGGAUAUCAUCGGCAUCCCCGACCAGAUCCCUUUCAAGAGACCCUGCACUUACGGCGUCCCCAAGCUCAAGCGCAUCUUGGACGAACGCCACGGAAUCCGCUUUGUAGUGAAACGGAUGUUUGAUGAAAGGAUUUUCACAGCUGCCGGCAAAAUGGCGAGGGAGGAUGGCAAGCACGACUUGGGAUUGGCACAGGAAGAUGGUUUACCAGAGAAUCUAUGCCUGCCGCCCGCCACCGCCACAACAGAGGUGGUCGGCAAUCCUCACAGCAGCCGGACGAGUGCUUGUGUGAGUCCCCUUGCAGACUGUGAAGCAGGUCCUUCUGGAGAUUGCAUACCUCCGAAAAGGAUUAAAACAGAGCCUCCGGAUGGAGAGAUCAUCCAAGUUACAGUGCCAAUAGAUACUGGUACGAGUAUGGAGGAGCCUAGUGAGCCUGUGUCCUCACCCUCGAGCGUCUCAUGUCCGCUCUCGGCCUCACCGUCUGCUGCCCCACAACAGCAGGCUGAGAACCACGCAGCUGAAACGUUGUCUACGAAUGCCAAACCCCCGAACAUCCGGAGACCGACUGAAGUUGGUAGCCUGGUGGAGGACAUUAGUGAAAUGAUUCUUCAGCUGCGCAGAGAAGUGGAGAACUUGUUCAGCAUCAAAUAUGCUGAAGCUUUGGGCCUCCCUGAAGCGACCAAGGUGCCCUACUCCAAGUUCCAGAUGUACCCUGAGGAUCUGUUCGUCACCGGGUUGCCUGAGGGGAUCUCCCUGCGACGGCCCAACUGCUUCGGGGCGGCCAAGUUGCGCAAGAUACUGGCCGCCUGCAGUCAGAUCCAGUUUGUCAUCAAAAAGCCUAAGCUGCUGAGCGAGCAAGUCAAACAAGAGAUGCCUUCUGUCGCCGUCUGUGACGCCAAAAGUUCAGAGCUGGACGCAGUCAAAGACGUGACCCCGCUAACAGAGGACACCUCAGCUUUGUCCAAAAGACCUGCUUUCUCAGAUUGCCUGGAGUCCAAGUUGUCCAGGAUUGACUUGGCCAACACACUGCGGGAGCAAGUCCAGGACCUGUUCAACAGGAAGUACGGCGAGGCACUAGGCAUCAAGUACCCGGUGCAAGUGCCUUACAAAAGGAUCAAGAACAACCCGGACUCUGUCAUCAUCGAGGGACUCCCACCGGGGAUCCCCUUCAGGAAGCCCUGUACGUUUGGCUCCCAGAACCUGGAACGUAUCCUGGCAGUCGCCGACAAGAUUAACUUCACCAUCACCAGACCUUUCCAAGGCCUCAUUCCAAAACCUGCACCUCGCAGAGUCACUUUACUCAAGAAGGCGUACGCUUCCAUAAGCGACGACGACGACGUCAACCGACUUGGAGAGAAAGUUGUCCUCAGAGAGCAGGUCAAGGAGUUGUUCAACAAGAAAUACGGCGAGGCUCUGGGCCUGGACCGUUCUGUGGUGGUGCCGUAUAAACUCAUCCGCGGGAACCCCGAGUCCGUGGAAGUGGACGGUCUCCCGGACAACGUCCCUUUUCGCAACCCCAACACCUACGAUGUGGUGUGCCUGGAGAAAAUCUUGGAGGCUGCCGAGAAGAUCACGUUUGGCGUCAAGACGGAAUUACACCCUUUUGCAGAACGCUGCGGCCAGUCUUGCAACACGGCUGCAGCAGGCGACGCCUCCACUAGUCGACGAAAGCGCAAACGAGUCCAGGAGAGCCAUCGAGGGCCCGCCUCCUCCGAGCUGGCACCGUCGACCAAUCAGAUUCCAGUAAUGCAGUGGCCAAUGUACAUGGUGGACUACAGCGGCGUCAACAUGCAGGUUCCCGGCAAAGUCAAUUACUAAAGUUCCCCGAUUUAACGUUGGGCCUAAAAGAUGGACCCCCGUCACUGCGUCGAGAACAAUCUCCAGGUGGACAUUUUGGUGGCGAAGGUUCGUGAAAAGGCGUCCGAUUGUAUUGCAAAGACGGUAAUCAUUUUUGUUGUUUUUUUUUGUCUAACUUAGCUGAAGCGUUAAACCACGGCCCGCAAAAAAAUGUAUAACUGACAGUUACAUCCGUCAUAUUCAAAUGUUUGUACUUUUUAUUUAUUAUAUUUAUUGAACUAUAACAUUAUGUGCAGGGAUGUAUAAAAAAAACGUUUAAAAAAGUAAUCUGUGGAAGACGACAACACUACCGCUUGCUGCUAGGGGGCGCCUGCGAGUCACACAUGCAGUGGAUAUAGAAAGUCAGCAUUUUUUUGGGUUUGUUUCAGAAUAAACUAAAUAUACUAUAUUAUAGUAUGAGGGCGACUUAAUUAGGAGCUGCAGGCAAAUAUUGUACUUUAAUUGGUUUUUGGACUGUGUUUGAAUAACCUUUUUUACUCAAAUUAGAAUAUUGUUUUUCUCCAGGAUCCAAACUUACUCAUGUAAAUCAUGUUACCUUAAUAUUGAAAUAUAAAGUACACUGAAGAUACGUUCGCAUUUUGACUCCCAACAUUUACAUUAAAAAAAUGUCUCAAUUUUUUGCUCUUUAAAAACUAUUUCUACAGGGUUGUUAAUAAAUGAAAUAUACAUAAAUCAUUUCAAAUUUAGUAGCCCAAACAUAUUAAUGUAAAUCAUGAAUUGCAGUGAUUCUCAAACUUUUUUCCACCGAGUACCACCAUAAAAAUACUGUAGCAUAGUAGGCCUAAGUAUACAUUAAAAAUAAAGCAGAGGUUUUAUUUACCAGUUAUAUUAUUUUUGGCCACUAACAUAACACAGUUUGAACAGUAACUGUGUUGUGAAUAUAGGAAAAUCAAACUCUGAACUUGAAUGUAUUGCCGUGAAUUUAAAGUUUGCCUGAAAAUUAUUAAAAAGUCAAAUGGAAAUGUGGGCCAUUUUGACUCACAAACCCCCCCCCCUUUUUUUUAAUAAAAGAUGCCCUUAACAUACUUCAUUUAUUUUUUUAUGUAAUUAUACAUAUACAGUAAGUCACUUUUAAUCGAAGUUUUACAAUUAAAAGGACAAGCGGUAGAAAAUGCAUGAAUGGAAUGACUUCUCAUGUUUUCCUUUCACAUCAUAAAAAACCUGCUUAUUUGAAUUUGGGUUGCUCCUCAUGUUACAAUUAUGUUUUUUUUCUCUUAUUACAAAUGACUAAACCUACUAAAAUAAGUCAAGUUAUGCCAGAAUAUAUAUUUAUACUGUACAUAAACUGAUAGAGGAAAACAAAUUGUAUUCAUUUUCGCCAUUUUGACUUUAAAAAAUCUCUUCAAAAUAUUUUUUCGAUUUUUUUCUUUAUUUAUUAUACACAUUACUAUUUUAUAAGCCUUAAAAAAACUAAUCACAUUUUCUGUUUUUGCAUAAUAAAAACAUCUGUUAUUUUAAAUGUAGUUGCUCCAGAGGCCCGAACCCUAUUAAAAUAAAUCCAUCCAUCCAUCCAUUUUCUACCGCUUGUCCCUUUUGUGGUCGCGGAGGGUGCUGGAGCCUAUCUCAGCUGUAUUGAGGCAGAAGGCGGAGUACACUCUGGACAAGUCGCCACCUCAUCACAGGGCCAACACAUAGAUAAAUCCUUCUUUGCCUAAUAUUUACGUCUGACAAAGAAGACUGAUUAAUCAUUCUGGCCAUUUUGACUCAAAGCCUUUUUUUUUUUUUUUUUUUUUUUUUUUUUACAAUUGUUCUUUUUUUUUUUUUUUUUUUUUUGCUGGGCUUGCCUCCUAUAUCCACUGUAUGGAAAGUGCCCACACAGGUGUCGGGCUGCUUCAGUAUACACAGCCUCUGUAUGUUAGCGGCACAUUAACAUGUAUGAUACGUCGUUGGAAAAAAACUAAACAAAAAGCAGAAUGUAUCAGAUGCGAGGAAUGAAUGGUAUGUUACUCUGUGACGACUAACCCCCAUUUAAUGAUGCUGUACCUUAACGCCAGUUAGGCCUUUUCAACAAUAAAAAAAUGUGUUGCCUUG